GCCCCAAAAUAACCCCGCGGACUCACAUUUGUGUGGCGAAGUGGCUUUGAACCGAGACAAUUCAAUUAUUUGUACGUGUGCAGCGUUCGGAGGCAUCGGUUUGUACACGCGCAGAGGCAUAGCACGCUAAGAACCAUAUUCUUUCCCUGCCGCAUCAAAGAAGGGAUUCAGCAAGCUAUCAGAGGAAGAUAAGCAAAAGUUCUUGGAGAAGAAAGCAACCAUGGAAGAAGAACAACGGCGUCGAAGACAGGAGCUCCUGUCUAUCUUCUUGAAGAUCAAGUUGACAAAGGAGGAGGAGAUGACGAGGACAAACACACAUAAACUGAACGACAGGUGGAGAGCGAUCAUGCGGGAUAAAAAGUCUACGGAGCUUCAGGGCGAAAUAGAGACGCUUCGCCAGGUGUUCGAGUCUCAGUUGGAUAAGCGCGAGGAGACCAUCCGCAGGCUGUUCAAGGAGAUCGAGGACGGAGACGAGCAGCGCAACAUCGCCGUUCGCACCCACAUCGAGAACCUGGAGCGGAUUAUAGACCAGCACCGGGGCCACCUGCGCGAGGCGCGCGCCACUUUUGACGAGCGGCUGGGCGCCGUCGGCUCCCACUACGACCGAGAGCUGCGCGGCAUUGACGACCUGCAGGACACCGACACGCAGAAGCUGGCCGACAUCCUGCACAAGAUCGACUGCGACAUGUCCGAGGCCGACAAGGAGGCCAGGGCGGAGUUCCAGAGCAAGAAGGAGGAGAUCAAGAACAAGAACAUCGAGGAGCGGCAGGGCUUGAAGCUGUUUCUGGAGGGCGUCAUCGAGGGCCUCUGGGACCGCUUCCAGAAGACGCUCAGGGCGUACUACGAGGACACCGAGAGUCGGAGAAAGGCCUUCUACGACCUGAAGGCCCGCGAAGAAAACUCUGUGGAGGUGAUCGCAAAUCAAAGCAAGAAAAUACAAAAUCUACAGGAGGACAUAGGCCGGCUGCGGGCGCGGCUGGCCGGUGGCGCCAAGGAGCACACGCGCCGCACCAGCAGCCUGAAGGAGGACCGCACCAGCAUGAAGCUGUACCUGCGCCGCGUCAAGACCGAUGUGGCCGCGCAGCGCCAGCUCGAGGAUCACAGGAUGAAGCAGCUGACCGUCAUCACCAGCGAGGUCAUCAAGCAGCUUGAGCUUCGAGAGCGGGAAGCUGACCAGAUCAUGAAGCUGUCCGAAUGCUGUCGAAAACUGGAGACGGAGGAGCAGAAGAUCAUGCCGUUCAAAGAGGCGCCGCUAACGCCGGAGGAGCAGCGCGCGCUGGAGGCGGCCAUGGAGGAACCCAGCGACGAGCCGCUAGCAGAGGCGCUGCGCGAGUACGGCGCCCUGGAGAACUUCUGGCGUCGUUACAACACGGCGCUGCUGGACAAGACGGCCAUGACGCUGCAACGUGCCGACCUGCGCGCCGAGAACCAGCAGCUGCAGCAGAUGCUACGCGACUACAUGGAGAACCUGCGGGCCGGCACUGUCACCAAGGCCGAGGGCAUUCUGCCACAGACGCGGCAGUCCAGUCUGUCGGUGGUGGAGCCCGGCCGGCGUAGCAGCACGGCCAACAUCAUCGAGGCGGCCCACGUGGCCAAGAACCUGGUGCAGGCGUGCUCCAUACUGCCGCCCUGCCGCUUCUGAGUGAGCCGCGCCAGACCGGCCGACGGCGCGGCCCGGCACCGCCUCCGGAUAUUUGGCUCCAGCGGGGCUGGCGGAGGUGUGCGGACCGCCUGGGGUACAGAUGGCACCAUGUGUGGCCUACCAUGGGAUAGGUGGCGCUGGUCGAUCACGUGCUGCCAACGGUGGGCCGGUGGAGAGGGGGUGCGGGUGUGGAACUGGUAGUUUGUAUGACUUUUUCCGACCGUUUCCCGCGCAGGAAGAAAUCAUUUCGUUGUAUGGUUUUUGUACUGUCCUCUGUCUUUUUGCACUUCUUUUCUUUCCGUUGUUUGGUAGGUCUUUGUCGUAUGAGAGGCAAAUCAUCUGAAAACUUGUUUAUUAAAUCAGGUUUUGUGCAAACAAAAUCGGUAAACAUCUAGUGCAAUUACACAAACAUAAAACAA
This is a messenger RNA of Pollicipes pollicipes, 2061 nucleotides long. RefSeq names its product dynein regulatory complex subunit 2-like. Gene Ontology annotation, cellular component: axonemal dynein complex; axoneme. NCBI's taxonomy places the organism in Eukaryota, Metazoa, Arthropoda, Thecostraca, Pollicipedomorpha, Pollicipedidae. The transcript has 11 exons. The record is from RefSeq and is a predicted model, not a curated record. The coding region runs from base 221 to 1642 and encodes 473 amino acids. Gene Ontology annotation, biological process: axonemal dynein complex assembly; regulation of cilium movement; cilium-dependent cell motility.